AUGGCACCUCCUACCACGGAACAAUGGCUAGACAUUGCAGCUGGAUAUUUUGAAAAAAGCCAAUUUCCUAAUUGUGUGGGUGCUGUAGACGGCAAGCAUAUUAUUAGAAUUGAAUGCCCUCAAAAAAGUGGAACGCUUUACUACAAUUAUAAGAAUUUCUUCUCAAUAAUUCUUAUGGGGAUUUGUGAUUCCAAUUACUGUUUUCGCGUCAUUGAUAUAGGGUCAUAUGGCAAGGAAAGUGAUUGUAAUAUUUUCAAACAAUCAUCUUUUGGUAAAAAACUAUAUUCUGGCCGUGUCAACUUUCCAUGUGAAAAACCAUUACCCGGAGACGAACAAGGUGUUCCUCAGCCGUUUGUGUUAGUCGAAGACGAAGCUUUUGCGUUGAGCAAGCAUUUAUUGAGGCCGUUUCCUGGGAGAAAUUUAAAUGAUGAACGACGUAUUUUCAAUUAUCGUUUGUCUAGAGCGAGACAACAUAUUGAAUGUACGUUUGGUAUCUUAUCAAAUAAAUGGAGAGUAUUUCAUUCAAAUAUUUUAGUUGAACCGGAUUUUGCUAUUUCAAUCACCAAAGCGACUUGUGUCUUACACAAUUUUGUGCGUCGUAGAGAUGGAAUUCACAUCGAAGACACGUUAAACUGUAUGUUAGGAGAUGUUAAUGAAAAAAAAGGAGUCGGAAAUGCUCCAUCAGAAGCAAAAAAUGUUAGAGAAUAUUUUGUGAAAUAUGUAAAUAAACCAGAAUUUUCAUUAAGUUGGCAAAAUAAAGUUGUGGAAUAA
This is a messenger RNA of Macrosiphum euphorbiae (potato aphid), 771 nucleotides long. Lineage: Eukaryota; Metazoa; Arthropoda; Insecta; Hemiptera; Aphididae. The record is from the annotation of a GenBank genome assembly.